This is a messenger RNA of Phalacrocorax carbo (great cormorant), 3176 nucleotides long. The record is from RefSeq and is a predicted model, not a curated record. Lineage: Eukaryota; Metazoa; Chordata; Aves; Suliformes; Phalacrocoracidae.
GCCCAGUAAGGGUCCAGUAACGGGGCAAGAAAUGGACCAGUAACGGCCCCGUAAUGGUCAAUGAUGGCACCAGUAAGGGCCCAGUGUUGGCACCACGAUGAGCCCAGUAAUGGUCAAUGACAGCCCCAGUAAGGGCCCAGUGUUGGCCCCAGUAACAGCCCAGUAUGCUCUAACGGCAGCCCCAGUAAGCACCUGGAAAGGGCCCAGCGCUGGUCCCAGUAAGGGGUCAGCUCCCUCCCAGCGCUCCCAGUGCUGCUGCCCAGUGCCCGGCCCCACCAGCCACGCCUGGCCCUGCGGGUGGCCCCGCCCCUUCCGCGCCGGCCCCGCCCCUUCCGCGCAGGCCCCGCCCUUUCACUGGCGGCCCCGCCCCUUCCAGGCGGGCCCCGCCCCGCGCAUGCGCCGAGGCGCCCCAGGCCCCGCCCCUCGCGGCGCUGCCCGGCGGGGACGCGCGGGGGUCGCGGACCCAGGUUACGGCCGGCCCCGGGAGCCCCCGCACCUCCCCCCCCAGAGCCUCAGCUGGGGGGACCCCCAUGGAGACCCCCGUUGGGCCCCCCGGCACUGGGACCCCCCCAGGGAUACCCCGAUAGGGGCCCACCCCAGCCCUGGGAGCCCCCUCACCCCGAUAGGCACCCCCACAGGGACCCCCCCCCAGGAGGACCCCCCAUAGGGUCCCCUGACACUGGGACCCCACCUUUCUACUUGCAGGGACCCCGAAGGGACCCCACAGCCAAGAGAACCCCUCAUCCCUGGGACCCCCUCACCCAUACAGGGACUCCCAUAGGGCCCCCAGUUCUGGGACGCCCCUAGGGCCCGGGGACCACCCCUCACCGCACAGGGACCCCUGUAGCUCCCCCCAGCCCUGAGAUCCACCCCCCAGGCAGACCUCCGUAGGGCCUCCCCUGGGACCCCCCUGACACUGGGACCCCCCUCAUCCAUGUAAGCCCCCCCCAUAGGGCCCUGGGACCCACCCUCAGCCCCAUAUGGACCCCCCCCAUAGGGCCCCAGCCCUGGGACCCCCUAGGGCCCGGGGACCACCCCAUACCACAUAAGGACCCACCCUUACCCCCAGCCCUGAGAUCCCCCCAGGAAGGCCUCCAUAGUGCCCUGGGACUCCCCUGCACCCCCACAGAGCCACCAGUCAUGGGACACCCCCCCCCCCCCCGGCAUUCCCCUGACACUGGGAUCCCCCUCACCCACAUAGAGACCCCCAUAGGUCCUGGGGACACCCUUCACCCCCAUAGGGCCCCCAGCACUGGGACUCCCAUAGGGCCCUGGGACCCCUCUCACCCCAUGGAGCCCCCAGCCUUGGGACCCCAUAGAGCCCUGGGAUGCCCCAUCACCCACACAGGGACCCCUGUAGGGCCCUGGGACCCCCCUCACCCAUGUAGGGACGCCCACAGGGCCCAGAGAUCCCCACACUCCCAUGUAGGGGUCACCAUAGGGCCCUGGGACCUCCCUCACCCACAGAGUGACCUCACCGGGACCCCCUGGCCCAGGGAUGCAGGGGGUCAGGGUGCCAGAAAGGGCCAGCCCUGGGGCUGGUGGGUGCUGGGGGGCGCUGAGCCCCCCCCUCCCCAUGCCCACCCUCCCAGCUGCAGGCCAUGAGGCGGCGGGGGGAGCGGCCCCCGAGGGAGAAGGCAGCGGUGGCUGUGGAGGAGGAGAUGAAGAGCACGGGGAGGAAGGCUGAGCAGGGCGCAGAGGAGUACCAGUGCACCGGCCUCCUGGAGCAGGACUUCCCUGAGCUCUGCGCCCGCGCCGGCAUCGCCGGCGUCCCCAAAGUCACCCUCCGGCUGGCGCCGAGCUUCCCUGCGGACGAGGAGCCCGCCGAGCCGACGCUGACGGAGGCCCUCGCCCGCAUCGAGCGCAAGUACAGCUACUUCCAGCCCCGCAUCCAGGUGGAGAGGGAGCACGAGGACCCCCGCAGCGUCCGCGCCGUCUUCCUGCGAGGCUGGAAGAUCGAGGAGGAGAUGCUGGGGGUCCUGAGCCAGUGCCUGCCCGCCCUGAGCGGGCUGCAGGCAGUGCACCUCUGGAAGGUCGGGCUGACGGAACGGCUGCUCCCGGCGCUGGCGGCGCUGGCGACACGCUGCCCCUGCCUCCGGACGCUCAGCCUGGAGGGGAACCCCCUGCCCGAACCCGCCUUCCACACGCUGAUGGGGAGCGAUAGCACGCUGGCCCACCUCUCACUGCGCAACAACAGCAUCGGCGACGCGGCCGCCCGGCUCAUCGGGCAGAGCCUUUCCACCCCGAGCUCCUCCAGCCGCAGCCUCGUCUCGCUCGUCCUCAGCUUCAACCGCAUCUCGGACCUGGGAGCCACCUACAUCGCCGAGGGCUUGCGUUUGAACCGCUCCCUGCUCUCCCUGUCCCUGGCGAACAACGACAUCGGCGACGCGGGUGCCAUCGGGCUCGCCGAGGUCCUGGGGCCGUUCGCGCUGACGCAGGCUGAAGUGGUGGAGCGGAGGCGGCUGCUCUUGGCGGAGGCGCUGGAACAGUCCCGCACGACCCCAAAAGAGACCGAGGGUCAGAGCGAGCGUCCCUCCAACCUGCACGGCAGCGCGGCCCCUGACAAGCCGCCUCCGGCCAAGCACGGCAAAACCCCGGCCAGGAAGAAGGAGCCGCUGCGGAAGGAGGAGGUCAGGCAGCUGAAGAAGCCACCGGAGCCGAGAGUCAGCCGCAGCAGGGAGGCAAAACCAAGCGGGCAGGAGAAGCCAAGCCUGGAGGGACCCUCCUCUGUCCAGGCACCGGAUCCGGCCGAGCCGCCGCACCCGCUGCUGGAGGAGGCCAGGCAGCACCAGGGCAGCCUCGUCCUGCCGGGAAACCGGGCGCUCCUCAACCUCAACCUGAGCCACAACCGCAUCACCGAGCGGGGCCUCGGCCCUUUCCUGGCCGCGCUGGAAGCGCAGCAGCGGGAGAAGAACCCAAAGGUGCCGGGGCAGCAAGGGCUGCUGUGCCUCUCCCUGGAGCCCGGCCUUCGUGCGGCUCCGGGAGCUGCUGCCGCCGCAGGACCCCCUCCCCAAAACCCAGGGCCAGGAGGAGGAGCAGGAAUUGGGGCCCUAAGGGGCCCCCGAGGAGCCGCACGCGAGCCCGCUGCUUGCCUUUUAAAAAAAAAUAAUAAAAAAUCCAAACCUUUACCACGGAAAGGAAGAAAAUAAACCAGAUUAUACAGCGUCGAACAGCAA